CGCGCAACGAGCCACCACCCCGUCCGACCUGGCACUCGUCGUCGUCUCCCUUGCUCGGUCCCUCCUCUACAAACCUAUCCCCGCCCGUCCGCCGUCGCCGCCACCGCGAAACCCUAGACCGCCGCGAGCAAGCGUGAGCUCCAUUAGCGAGCCUCACACAACAUGGAUUGCGGCACAGCCUCGCACGGCGCCCUGCUCGCCGCCGCGCCGCUCGCCGUCCGGCGGCCCCGGCUGCUGCCCCUCUCGCCGCCGCCGUCGACGCCGUCCAUUCAGAUUCAGAACCGACUUUAUUCGAUGUCACUGCUUCCGCUUCGAAAGGCCCGAGGCAUGGGAAUAUGCGAGGCUUCUCUAGCAAGUAACUACACGCAGACAUCAGAGUUUGCUGAUUUGGAUUGGGAGAACCUUGGUUUUGGACUCGUGCAAACUGACUAUAUGUAUACUGCAAAAUGUGGGCCAGAUGGGAACUUUGACAAGGGUGGAAUGGUGCCGUUUGGGCCAAUAGAAAUGAACCCAGCAUCCGGAGUCCUGAAUUAUGGACAGGGAUUGUUCGAAGGCCUAAAGGCGUAUAGAAAAACUGAUGGCUCCAUCCUGUUGUUUCGCCCAAUGGAAAAUGCAAUGAGGAUGCAAACUGGCGCCGAGAGGAUGUGCAUGCCUGCACCUCCUGUCGAGCAAUUUGUGGAUGCAGUAAAACAAACCGUUUUAGCAAACAAGAGAUGGGUGCCUCCUACCGGUAAAGGUUCUUUGUACAUUAGGCCACUACUCGUGGGAAGUGGGGCUGUUCUUGGUCUUGCACCUGCUCCUGAGUACACAUUCAUUAUUUUUUCCUCCCCUGUUGGGAACUACUUUAAGGAAGGAUUAGCGCCAAUAAAUUUGAUAGUUGAAGACAAGUUUCAUCGGGCCACCCCUGGUGGAACUGGAGGUGUUAAGACCAUUGGGAAUUAUGCCUCGGUCUUGAUGGCACAGAAGAUUGCAAAGGAGAAAGGUUAUUCUGAUGUUCUCUACUUGGAUGCUGUUGAGAAAAAGUAUCUUGAAGAAGUAUCUUCGUGUAAUAUUUUUGUUGUGAAGGGCAAUGUUAUUUCAACUCCAGCAAUAAAAGGAACAAUAUUGCCGGGCAUCACAAGGAAAAGUAUAAUUGAUGUUGCUCUGACUAAAGGCUUCCAGGUCGAGGAGCGGCUUGUGUCGGUGGAUGAGUUGCUUGAUGCCGACGAAGUGUUCUGCACAGGGACCGCCGUCGUUGUGUCUCCCGUAGGCAGCAUUACAUAUCAAGGGAAAAGGAUAGAGUAUGCUGGCAACCAGGGAGUCGGCGCGGUGUCUCGGCAACUGUACACCUCGCUAACAAGCCUCCAGAUGGGCCAGGUGGAGGACCCCAUGGGCUGGACCGUGCAACUGAAUUAGCCAACAAUCUUUGCCUGCCAUCGUCGCGCGGAUGGGUUCACCCUGUUCUCUGCCUGGAUUAAAACAUGAUGAUGGAUGGGGUUGCAAGGUCUUGUGUAUCUUCAGUCAGUUUUGUAGGCUCUGCCCAAGUGGCGUCCCAGUGUGCAUCUGUAGAUGGUGGCGCAUAAGAUGCGUAGCCUCUCCUGGUAUGCGCCUUUUUUGAGGUUUAUCAAUGCUGUGGAACUGGAAACCGUAGCCUUUGUGGUGACUAGUGAGCAAUGUAAAGUAGGAUAAAUUUCUUGUACUUGCCAUGUCGGGUGUCUUGGUUUUUCUGGAGUGGUUUGUGAUGAUAAGAAUAAGAAUAAGAGCUUGGUGUGCCGCAGUAGCAUGAUGUACUGUUCCUUGCCGUAAUAAAAGAGCUCAAGGAGAAACCCGACCUUGAUGAAA
Messenger RNA from Aegilops tauschii subsp. strangulata, 1821 nucleotides. RefSeq names its product branched-chain amino acid aminotransferase 2, chloroplastic. Gene Ontology annotation, molecular function: branched-chain-amino-acid:2-oxoglutarate transaminase activity. Gene Ontology annotation, cellular component: chloroplast. Lineage: Eukaryota; Viridiplantae; Streptophyta; Magnoliopsida; Poales; Poaceae. Gene Ontology annotation, biological process: branched-chain amino acid metabolic process. The record is from RefSeq and is a predicted model, not a curated record.